Molecule: messenger RNA, 1374 nt
Organism: Aspergillus sclerotioniger CBS 115572
Lineage: Eukaryota; Fungi; Ascomycota; Eurotiomycetes; Eurotiales; Aspergillaceae
Product: DsbA family oxidoreductase
Exons: 4
Coding region: 444-1130 (228 amino acids)
Molecular function (GO): oxidoreductase activity
Source: RefSeq, a predicted model, not a curated record
CAGAAGAAUGACGCAGGUCAGCUGAUAAGCCCGUCCGAUGGAGGCAUCCUGGCAUCUAUCUAUCCCAGAGAGAUGCACGUCGGGGGCUGUUCUUGUGGACGAAUACUCAUGCAGUAGUCAACCAACCCCCUGUCAGUUGAAUCGGUGCAAUUGCAUCUCCAUCUCGAUCGGAUAUCCGAGGGGUUCCCCGGAUGAUGUCAUGGCGGGGAGAUCAGCCGCAGGCUUGCAUCUCGCGACAUUCUUCUACGUUGGUCAGAUGAAGAAAGAACCUCGCAGACACAUCUGGGUCCAAUGUACCACAGUACACAGUACACGCAUCGCGACAAUGAUGCUGCGAAUACUCCGGACGGAGAAUUGAUAAUUUCAUCCAACCAGCUACUUCAUACAUCUCGAACCCUUCAUCCUCUCCAAUCACCCCAGAUCGAAAGAAAUCUUCCCACACCAUGACCAAUUUCAACAUCCAGAUCAUCUCCGACACCGUCUGCCCGUGGUGCUACGUCGGUUUCCGUCGUCUCUCCCGCGCAAUCUCCAUCCACAAAACCGCCCACCCCGCCGACACCUUCACCCUAAACUGGCAUGCUUUCUACCUGAACCCCGCCUCGCCCUCCUUCCCCGGCCUCGACAAGACCGAAUUCUACAAGUCCAAGUUCGGCGCCGACCGAACCACCGCCAUCUUCGGUCGUCUGGCGGCCGUAGGACAAGCAGAUGGGAUCGCGUUCAGUUUUGGAGGCCGGACUGGCAAUACGCGGGACUCGCACCGGUUGCUGUGGUAUGCGGGGCAAAAGGAGAAGGAGGGGACGGUGAAGGCGGAGGAAGGGGCAGUGGGAGGAUUGCAGACGCGGGUGGCGGAGCAGCUGUUCCGGGCGUAUUUUGAAGACGAGAAGAACAUCACGGAUCCAGAGGUGUUGGUGCAGGCGGCGGUGGGCGCGGGGUUGGAGAGAGCGGCCGUGGAGCAGUUGCUGGCCUCAGAGGAAGGGGGCAAGGAGGUGGAUUUGGAGGCUGAACGUGCCAGGCGCCAGUUGGUUACAGGGGUGCCCUAUUAUAUGGUGCAGGGGCAGUACGCGGUGGAGGGAGCAGAUGAGCCGGACACCUUUUUGGAGGUGUUUGAGCAGGUGAAGAAGAGUGCAUAGGAUGAAGCAAUAGAGAGCAAGGUCCCGGGGACAGCCGCCAGGUAGGAAAUGUAACACAAGCAUCGAAGUGUAAGUAGGGGAGUCUAGUCUCAUAAGACAGCCAUCUUUUUCCCAUUAGGUCCUCCGAAUCACAACCGUAAGUCCUGCAGCGGAGAAGGUUCGCAUGCCGAGAGAGGAUCCCCAAACGCCCGAGUCAACAAUGCGGCCGAGGAUAGCCCCGGAGGAAACAGGGUGGGGGCAGUAU